Spirodela intermedia is the source of this 6233-nucleotide messenger RNA. NCBI's taxonomy places the organism in Eukaryota, Viridiplantae, Streptophyta, Magnoliopsida, Alismatales, Araceae. The record is from the annotation of a GenBank genome assembly.
AUGCCACACAUUACUUAUGAGGGAAGUCGCAUCCGUCCCAUCUCAAGCACCUACAAUGUCAUGAUCACAUUGGUUUACCCCUUUUUUGGUAGUUUAACGGACGGUCGCCCCUCCAACAAUAAAAGGUAGAAAAAUGGAAAGUUCUCUGCUAUUUGGAUAGGAGAAUUUAUGGAGGAAAUCGGGUUUUAAAUUUCCAGAAACCGCACGAUUAUAUAGCCAAAGGGAAUACGCCGCGCCUAAAAUCAUCCCAAGCGCUGCUAAUGUGACUACUAAGCUAUUUCUUUGAAAAGCUCCUACUAAGAUGGGAAAUUCCCCGACAAAGCUUCUAGUACCAGGUGAGCUCAUAUUGGCCAAAGUGGAAGAGAAGGAAAUGGUAGAGAGAUUCGGCAUGGUGCUCACUGAACCUCCACAAUGUCUAGCAAGUCGAGUCUUAUGUCGUUCAUAUAGAACAGCAACACAGAAAAAGGGCUGGAGGAACCGGUCCAUGACUUGACAUCGGUAGAAUGCUACCUCUAAUUCCCUGUAUGUUCGAUAGAGCCAAAUAUUCCCCCCCCACCCCCCCCUGAUCGGAGUACGCCGAUUACCCCCCGAACCGUACAAGAUAGUUACCUCCGAUCAUACGGCUUUCUAACUCUACUUCUGGUCGUUCCGCUCUGUCGGAUCGAUGGUAGUAUCAGAGAUCUGUAAUCCCCCGACAUUUUGGACAACAUGGUUCCUGCUUCCGUUUAGAGUUUCACAUCUUUUUCCCACGGUCAUACUAAAGUAUCACAUCGUAGAUCCCCAUCCCAACUCUAUCUUCCUUAUCAGUGAACCGGAACAUAGUGCAUAGGUACUCUUCGAUGCUGCGGGGACGAGACGACGUGACAUACUACGAUCACGUACAGAAGUGCUGCCCUUUCGUCUCGGCAAUAUAAUAUGGAACCUAUCAACUGCUCCCUUGUUGGGGUCCUAUCGGGAUAAGUAGGCCCAAGCUUUCCCCUCCCCCGCCUCAGACAUAAAGGCAGUAGUUCCCCGUACCGUAGGCUCCUCUGUGACGCGGCCGUCAUCUUUUGUUACGUUCCACCGCUGUUACGCCAGAAGUCCAAGGUCAGGUUCCACAAACCGUUCUGCGGCGUGGUGGCAGGACCGCUAGGGGAUUAGCUCGGGGUGUAAGUAGGGAACGCAGGAGUCAUGCAAAUACAUAGGCCCCUUCCCUUUGCCGAGUAGCUUAGAAGUUCCGUUCAACGGUCCCUCGGAUCGAACAAAAGGUUAGGCAGGUAGUACGGGCCCUCUGACUUCCAGCUAUGUGUUGUGCGGCUCCCGCGAAGCGAAUGAAGGGAAGCUCUUCGAGCUUUCUCAGCCAGGGGCUUAUGUAGUGAGCAGCCCCCCUUACGAAACCGAAAGCAGCCUUUGGUACUUAACUUAAGUAGUUAAGGCGAACAGCCCCUCUUGCAACUAUGAUAGAGAGCCGUCUGCUUGUUGCCAAACCAACCCCGAACUUUCUUUUGAAUCGUCUUUUGAAAAGUAGGGGGGGAACCCUUAAACUAAGAGGCACACUUUUUUAUGGCCUGUAAUGAUAGAAUAGAUAUGGAUAGACAGACAUUCCAUUGACUCACGAAAUGGCUCGUCGAUCCAACACUGAGCGAGAGUAAGAAUUGAGAGUUUGUCGACUAAAAAAACUGAGCGAGAGUAUGUCUUUGUGAAUAAAUCAGAACAGGAAAUAAUAAAAUUCCUGAUAGCUUUGUGAUUUUUCUUUUAUUUGUUAUUAUUGAUAUCUAGAAAUUGAAUUUCUGCUGUUAUUAUGAUCCUAUGCUCAUAUAUUUUUCCUAUAAUCUUUAUCCUCUCUCUAUCAAUUUUUUUAUUUUUUUCUUAGUUCUCAUAACUAAUAAUGAGGAAAUUGAGAGAGUGACGUAGGUAGGGGGAGGUGAGAUUUUUCCUGCGUGUUUAGGUGUCUUUUGAUUAUAUUCUCUCCUUUAUCUUUAUGAAAACCAUGGGUUUGUAGAUAUAUCUAUUUUGGAUCCUAGAAGAUAUGUUACGUUUCAAUUCAUGUAAAAUUUUGUUCUCUCUUCUAAUGAGAUAUGCGAUGCUUUCUUGGUGAAGUUUCUCUGAUAUGCUUUGUACGAAGUUAAUGGCUUUGAAGACCUGUCCCACAAUUUAGUCCUUGUUGCUCAAUGUCCUCAGCCAUCAUAUUUUCUCAAGGCAUGUAUGCAAAGUGUUGAGAAACAACUUGUUCUUUAUAUUAAUUUCACUCAUCAAUAGCUUCUUAUAUUCAUUUCAUUUUGUAUUUCUUCAUUCAUUACUUGAAUGAUCAUAGUCUGUGCACAAUUCCUUAAAUGUCAUGGCUACUUUGAUCUUAAAUAAACUCAUCUAUGCCACAUUUGACUAUUAAAUGACCAAAUAAUCAAUAUUCAACUCCAUUUUUUAACCAAACUUCCACAAUGUGUUAUCCCAACACAUGAAAUUCACAUAAAGUAUAAAAUUAUCGUUGAAUUGAUAAUUAAUGAAAUAUCUAAUCAUCGCACCUAGUUAUUUUACCUCUCUUGUGGAUGUUGAUGGAUUCCUUCAAACCACAAAUCCUAGUGUCAUCGUCUUCUUCUCUUUUCUCACAUUUUCUUUCUAUAUUUUCUAGUGAUCUUUUCAACACUCCUAUGCUUGUGAGUAAUACAACUAAGGAUCUUACUUCCACUUAGGAUAAUUGUAUGAUUUAAUUUUAUACCGCUGUCUCACUAAAUAUUAUAGACACUAGAUCAUGUCAUUUUACCUUUCUCAACUAUAUUCGAAGUCAAAAUUCAAAAAAAUAAGGCUGGUUUCCUACCCAACCCAUUAGUAUCUCUGAGAAUAUCAUAAUACAUAGAGUUGCUGGAUGCGUAUCUCCACCAUGGCAAUUUUCAUCCUGAAAUUGACUUCAAAUUGUUAUCAUUAAUUCCCUCAUUGCUCAAUGGGUGGCAGCAAUAAUGAAGGUGGCCCACUAACAUUCCCAUGGAGGCAAAAAGAAGAUUUGUUGAACUAUUACAAACAAUCUCAAAAAAUAAUUCAAUAUAUUUAUUUCUCAUUGAAAUACUUCAACAACAAGUAAGUUUUAUGGUACUUUUUUUUUCUAAUUUGAGACUUAUUGUACAUUAGAUGAUAUUGUCAACCAACUUAAUCAAAUCCUAUGUGUUGAGAUAUGGAUUAACUUAGUAAUAAUUUAAUUAUUUCAAAUUAUGAAAUUGAUUACGUUAAAUGUGAAAUUGUGAAUUAUUUACUUGAUUUUAGUAUCAAUGACAUUGAAAGACAUUGAUGACAAUCUUGGUUGCUAGAUAUUAAAAAAUUCUCAAUUACAUUCUUGUUACAAGUAUAAAAGUUAAAUAUCUGAGUAUAAAUAUAGUAAUAGAUUUGUGUAAAAUAAUGUAGUAAAACGUUGAAUUGUUAUUUAUUUUCCAUGAUUAAUGAAUUAAUACCUGUGCCCUAGGGUGAAAUAAUCUGAAAGUAUGACCAAUGUGUCUAAAAUGAUUUUUAUUUGAAAAAAAAAUUCAUAUAUAUAGUAUGUGUCAAUCAAUAGAAAGCUCCUCCAAAGAAAAAUGGAAUAGAAAAAGUUACUCUUAAAAGUCAUACCUACUUGAUUUAAUUGUCUUAUGGAUGAUUUUACUUUUUUUUCAAAACUUGGACACAGCCCACUAAGGUUCUCCUAGACCAACCAUUAGAUCCAAUAAAGGCAUAAGAGGUGAUGGUUGUUUCAAAAGGUUUCUUUCUAUUUAUGUCCUCUCAAAUCUUGAAAAACUCUGGGUGAAUUUCUAAUUGAUUUAAGAGAGUUGUUCACAUCAAAAGAAGUUUUAGAUAUUUCCUCCAUCAAUUUGACUCUUCUAAAAUCCUUCCAUAACUCAUGAUACAUUAAAUGAUAGUUGAAUCUAGCAUUAACUACAAUUUCAUAGUGAUUAUUUGUUACUAUUGUGAUUUUUAAUAGGUGAAUUGGUUGAAAAACCUGGUGUGUUAGCAUUGCAAUUAUAUAAGUGUUGAGUUGCUCAUUGUCAUGCUUCAAUGGAGAGAUAUAUGAUUAUUAGUUAUUAGGGUUCUAGUUGAAGUCAUCAGAAGCUCCUAGAGCAUGGUGACUGAUGGAGUGACUGAGCCAAUCAAUUCAUCUCAAGUUGACUCAAUGGAGCCAGCUCAAGAAUAUGAUCAACCUCAAGUGUGGAACCUCCACUAACAUCAAGACCUCUCUUCCCAAGGAGGUCAGCCCAAAUUAGGGUCCUCCCUAAUGUGCGGAUCAACUUGAUUCAAGUCAACCGGCAGCUGCCACCCUUGGUGGAUCCCAAGUGGAACCUUGGGUCAACCUCUAUUGGAUCCCUUAGGACCAAUAAGAGGAUUCACCCUAUUUAAUGGGCCCAAGAAGAAGAAGAAAUGAGCCCAUGGAGGAAGGCCCAUCAUCCAAUGGGCCCAUAGGAGAAGGAUAAGGCAUGCCCCUCCAUGAAUAACCACCUUCUCUCCCAUUCAUCUCGUCUCUUAUAAAUUGAAGAUGGAAUGCCAUCUGAAAAGAACAACUUUUUUGGAAUUGGAAUAACCCCACCCGUCUUGUCUUUCUCUCUCUCUCUCUCUCUCCUAUUCUCUCUCUCAUUCUCUCCAAUUCUUCUCUCGUUCUCUCUCUCUCUCUCUCUCUCUUUCUCUCGUUCGUUCUUCUCUCUCUCACCUCCUCUCCCUCUCUAUUUUCCGCCUCUCCCUUUCUCUCUCAUUCUCUCCCUCUCCGUCCCGUUCUCUCCCUUCGUCUUACCUCUUUCUACGCUACUUAUCCUCCGCCGGAAUCUCUUACCCCUUCGUUCCCUCUAUCUCUAUCUCUUCUAUCUCUUCUCCCACCGUCGCCACGAUCCGCCUCCUCGCCGUCCGCCUCGCCGUCCACAUUGCCGCCACCAUUCCGCCUCCUCGCCGCCGUUCCGCUUCCUCGCCGUCCACCCGUCGCCCCCCUUUUUCUCUCUCCCGCCGACGCCCCGCCCCCCCUUUUUUCUCUCUCCUCCGUCGACGCCUUCUCAUUUCACCACUUUCUCUCUCCGCCCGUUUAUUUAUUAUUUAUCCAUUCAUACCUCCUGCUCUCCAAAUUACUCAUAUAUUUAUUCACGGUCUUUUCUCUCUCCGGCUGCUGCAACCUUAAAACUUGUGCUUCUUCAAAUUCAAGGAUCUUCAAGGUCUUCCAUUGACUAAGGUACAUUGAACCUUCUCCUAUCAUACAAUUUGGUCUAUUCAAAAGUCGUUACUCUUAAAACUUUGUGAUCUAUAGGAUAGCCACUCUCUACAUCUUGGUGAUCUUAAACACGGUUCUAAUCAUCUCUGAUUUCUUGAAUUAAGCCUCCUAAAGAGUAAUUAAAUGAUCCUCUCAUCUGAACUGUGAGAUUAAUCUCCUCUUAACUUAAAUCUUUUCUUUGGAAUUUGAUCUAAAUCUAAUUUCUAGCCACUUCUUAAAUUUCCUAAAGAUUAAGAGAACCCCAUUUUGGAUAGUCUCUAUCCUCUUCUUAGUCCCACAUCAGUGAUAUGAAUAAUUAUUAAUAUGAACCAAAGAUAGAUUCACUAUAGGUAGAUGUAGUUCAAAUGAGUUUACCCAAACUACUCUAAAAUAAUGUCUUUAAUAAUUAUUCCUGAUUUAUCUCAUAUUAUAUAUCCAAUUUGAAAAUUAUCAAAGUAUUCAGAUUUUUAAAAUAUAUUAUAUUUAAUCAUAACAAAAAUUAAGAAACAAUUCAGCUCCUAUUGAUUCAUUUAGUCAUCUAAGGAUCAACACCAAGUUUUAAGAAUGAUCAUCAUGGAUAUUUGAUGGAUAUGUAAGUAUAUCUCUGAUGAAUUGCUAAGAAUUUCAAUGAUAUCUUUUAACUCAUAAUAGAAGGCAUUAUUAUGAGUUAAAAGAUAUAUCAUAAUGACUUAGGUCAAGAUGUUUACAUAACAACCUAAAUGAGAACAUUCAUGUAUAGUCCUACGUGAAGACAUUUAUAUAAUGAUCAAGUAAAAAUGAUUGUAGAAAGGCCAAUAAGUGCAUACACCAUAGGAGUCACAUCUAUGUAUAAUGUAGAGUGUACGAAGAAGUGUUGUGUGCAAUGAUCGUACAUGGUGAACUGCUUGGAAGUGUAUGAAGUGUGGUACACACAAGUAACAAAGGCUUGUCUCUAUGAACACAUAACCUAACAAAGGCUUGUCUCUAUGAACACUUAACCUGAGUAGAUGGCACCAUCAAGUUAAGAUGCACUAAAGAUCUUGGACAGAAUACACAUAAGGCACAUGAUGACAUAGUGCAGAAGUAA